AUGGUUGACUCCAAGCUAUCCUUUUCCGCCCAUCUCCGGUCAGUUGCUGCCAGGGCAAACUCACGUCUUGGCCUCCUACGUAGAGCUGCUCGUGUUCUGGACUGCCGUGGCAUGCUGGCCGUGUAUCACGGCUUCGUCCGGCCCCUGCUCGAGUACGCUCCCCUUGUCUGGAUGGGAGCUGCUCCCACUAACCUUGAACACCUUAACAGAGUGCAGAGGCGUGCCCUCCACAUCCUGGGACCCAACAUCUUGCUACAGAGCCUAGAGGCCCGACGGACAGUGGCGGCACUGACUUUCGUCUACAAGCUGCUGGGUCAACCAGGUCCUCCUCUGCUGAGAUCCAUGGUCCUCCCUCUCGUCGUCCACCAUGCCGCACCUGUAACCCGGAGACAAUGCCAACAGUCUGCUUCACACCCCUUCCAACUGGAAAAUGUUCUCCCUCCAGGCGCUCCUAACUACCUAAGACGCGCCUUUCCAUACAACAUCAUCAACACCUGGAAUGCACAGCCAUCCUACCUCUUCACCAAACCACCAUCUCCUAAGGGCCUACAAUCCUUCAAAGCGAACGUCCACUACCAUCUUCGCCGAAGCCAGUGGCUUUGGGCCACAGACUCCCUCUAA
This is a messenger RNA of Sycon ciliatum, 621 nucleotides long. RefSeq lists its product as uncharacterized. The transcript has a single exon. NCBI's taxonomy places the organism in Eukaryota, Metazoa, Porifera, Calcarea, Leucosolenida, Sycettidae. The coding region runs from base 1 to 621 and encodes 206 amino acids. The record is from RefSeq and is a predicted model, not a curated record.